AUGGCUUCAAAGCAUGGCAGGUUUGUGAUCUCUCACCGCGACCCUAGCAAAUUCAAGUACUCACUCGCGCACAAAUACUUGGACGCGCCCGGCGAUAUUGAAAACCAGUAUCCAUUUGGCCUACCAGACGAAGAUCCAGAGGACCAAGAACCAGAGCCAGAUUCAGAUUCAGAUCCAGAUCCAGAUCCAGAUCCAGAUCCGGACCAAGACCAAUUCAAAGACCAAGACUCACACCAAGACCGGGACAAAGACCCAAACCAAGAUCCGGACCAAAACACAGACGAACAUAAAGACGUCCCUACCACAAAAGACAUACCGCUUUCCUCAGUUGUCGUCCGCUUUAUCCGCUUUAUCAAGAUGGCUCCCGCCAGCAACGAGGAGCAGUUCAAAUUCCUAAUAAGCUGUAUCCGCUACAGCAACAAUGGGAAGGUCGAUUUCACCGAGGUCGCUAAGGAGUGCAACAUCGUCAGUAAAGGCGCCGCUGCUAAGCGUUACGAACGCAUGAUGAAGGCCAACGGCAUCCAUCAGAGCCAGAGCGGUGGCACCACCGCCUCCGGCAUCCGCGACACUCCCAUUCCCUCUCCUCGUCGCAAAACCUCUCCUUCCGCCGGCACCUGCAGCAAGAAGCGCAAACUAGACCAGUAUGCUGAGACCAACUCCAACUUCAACACCGACGACGACGAAGGCCUUGGCAAUGUCAAAGCCGAGUCCAGCAUCACGGUCAAAGCUGAACCUAUCAAAGCCGAGCCUAUCAAGGAGGAGCUCAUGGGUCAAGAAGGCACUCCGGAAUCUACAGCCCCCACUGGCGCCUUUCAGUAUCCUUCUAGUGGUGGUAUGGGCUUUGAUGGUGCCCAUGAUAGUGCUAUGUUCGACGACUUUCUCGCUUUCGGUGGGUCUAGCAGUCAUGACCAUGGAUCUCAGGCUGCGUUCCAUGGUGGAUUCGCUGACCAAAAAUUUGCUUCGAUGAGCAUGACUCCAGCCACUGGGAACGGCGACGGACAGGGGUUGCACGAGAGCAUCGUCAUCACCGACUGA
Messenger RNA from Letharia lupina, 1035 nucleotides. RefSeq lists its product as uncharacterized. The transcript has 5 exons. The coding region runs from base 1 to 1035 and encodes 344 amino acids. NCBI's taxonomy places the organism in Eukaryota, Fungi, Ascomycota, Lecanoromycetes, Lecanorales, Parmeliaceae. The record is from RefSeq and is a predicted model, not a curated record.